AUGGAUAAAGGGAAAGGAGUGAUGGGAAGUCGGAAAUGGGCAGUUGAAUUCACAGACAACUCAUCAACACCUUCCUCCCGAGACAUUCCAGAUCCACCUGGCUUCACACGAGCUACCCAUGAUCAAGAUGAUUCCACAUUAAGUCGCCAAAAGAAAGAUGCAGAAGCAAAUUGGAAAUCACAAAAAGCAUGGGAGGUAGCUCAAGCACCCUUCAAGAACCUUCUUAUGAUGGGGUUCAUGAUGUGGAUGGCUGGAAGUACAGUCCAUUUGUUUAGCAUCGGUAUAACAUUUUCAGCUCUUUGGCAACCAUUAAGUGCUCUUCAAGGAGUUGGGAAGGUUUUUGAGCCUUAUAAAGAUAGCAAAGUGGACCUAAAUGCCCCUAAGUUGCUGUUUAUUGCUCUUAAUUUGGGGGGUAUGUUGCUUGGUGUCUGGAAGUUGAACACUUUGGGGCUUCUUCCUACACAUGCUUCUGAUUGGGUUUCUUCUUUGCCACCUGCACAUGAAGUUGAGUAUUCUGGUGGAGGAGAAAAAAAACUUACCACGGUCGGCGAAUUUGUGGAAGAUGGAGGGGUUCAUUACCGGUGGAAAUGGCAGCGCAAGUAAAGGCAGUGGUCGGCUGAUGGAGUCGAUUUAAGGGAUGUCGACGACGGGAGGAGGUUGGAGGAGAUGAUCGACGCUCUACAAGGUCGGAGGUGGGAGGAGACGGAAGAGAAGAUAUGAACGUGGGUGUUUUGCUUUGGAGGUGGGCAUAUCAGUAGCGCAUGAGGGUAAAAGAGGGAAGGACGCGUGAUUUUUUUUCAGAUACGGACCAAAGUCUGAAACUUUAAGAGGCUUUUAGAAAAUUAAGUGGCUUUUAAUCAUAUGCUAUCAAACACUCUUAAUCUGAAAAAUUAAGAGUUUGCCUCUUAAUUUGUCAAUUAAAAGGCUACCAAAUAGCCCCUUAAUGUCAG
Molecule: messenger RNA, 950 nt
Organism: Lactuca saligna
Lineage: Eukaryota; Viridiplantae; Streptophyta; Magnoliopsida; Asterales; Asteraceae
Source: the annotation of a GenBank genome assembly